AUGUCCAAGACGCUGCGGAAGAAGCGGCACUGGCUGAGCAAGGUGCAGGAGUGCGUGGUGUCCUGGGGUGGCCCAGCGGGCCCCGACCCCGAUCUGCUGCGCGGCGGCGCCGAGCGCGGCGAGUUCCCGUACCUGGCGGGCCGCCUGCCCGCGGGCGGCGAGGGCGCGCCGGGCCCCGCGCUGCUCUCGGGCAAGGCGCCGGCGCCGGGGGACGUGCUGCUGGAGGUGAACGGUACCCCGGUGAGCGGCCUCACCCACCGCGACACGCUAGCUGUGGUGCGACACUUCAGGGAGCCCGUACGCCUCAAGACCGUGCGCCCAGGAAAAGUCAUCAACAAGGACUUGCGCCACUACCUGAGUCUUCAGUUCCAGAAGGGCUCAAUAGAUCACAAACUCCAGCAAGUGAUCAGAGACAAUCUCUAUUUGAGAACCAUCCCUUGCACUACAAGGGCUCCCAGAGAUGGAGAGGUCCCUGGAGUAGACUAUAAUUUCAUUCCUGUUGAGCAGUUUAAAGCGCUGGAAGAAAGUGGAGCCUUACUAGAAAGUGGAACAUAUGAUGGUAAUUUUUAUGGUACUCCAAAGCCUCCAGCAGAGCCCAGCCCCUUUCAGCCUGAUCCAGUGGAUCAAGUUCUUUUUGACAAUGAUUUUGAUACUGAAUCGCAGAGGAAGAGAACCACGUCUGUCAGCAAAAUGCAAAGGAUGGAAAGUUCUCUCCCUGAAGAGGAGGAGGAGGAGGAAAAGGAAGCAGUUAAUGGUAGCGGAGGGAUAGAAAACAAAGAAAAGCAUUCAGAUUCUCCUGACUGGAUGAAACCUGUUCCCAGCUACAACCAGACAAGCAGCAACAUGGACUUCAGAAAUUAUUUGUCGAGGGAUGAGACUCUGGAACCACUACCCAAGAACUGGGAAAUGGCCUACACGGACACUGGCAUGAUCUACUUCAUCGAUCACAACACCAAGACAACCACAUGGCUUGAUCCCCGGCUCUGUAAGAAGGCCAAAGCUCCUGAAGAUUGUGAAGAUGGAGAACUUCCUUAUGGAUGGGAGAAAAUAGAAGACCCUCAAUAUGGGACAUACUAUGUUGAUCAUAUUAACCAGAAAACUCAGUUUGAAAAUCCAGUAUUGGAAGCCAAAAGAAAAAAACAGCUAGGACAGACUGAUGCUGGCCCUUCCAAAUCAGGACCAGGGAGGUCUGUCUUCACUCGAGAUCCAUCCCAGCUUAAUGGAGCACUUAUUAGGACAUCCCUGAAAAAAAGUACCAUGGGAUUUGGCUUCACAAUCAUCGGAGGGGACAGGCCUGACGAGUUUCUCCAGGUGAAGAAUGUGUUGAAAGAUGGACCCGCUGCGCAAGACGGAAGAAUUGCUCCAGGUGAUGUCAUUGUGGACAUAAACGGAAGUUGUGUCCUUGGCCAUACCCAUGCAGAUGUUGUCCAGAUGUUUCAGCUCAUUCCCAUCAAUCAGUAUGUGAACAUGACUUUGUGUCGUGGGUACCCUCUUCCUGAUGACAACGAAGACCCCGUGGUGGAUAUCGUGACAGCCACGCCCAUCCUUAACAGCCCACUGGUGACCAAGGGAGAUGCUUCUGUGUCCAGCCAAGAUUUAGUAGCGGGAACAAUCGUGUUGGACCAGAAUGGGAAAAUAUUGGCCAACGAUCGUCUGAACGGCCCUUCCGUGGAUUCAGCAGAGCAGAGGGUCUCCUUUGCCUCCUCAGGAGGCUCUCAGCCGGAGUUGGUCACCAUCCCUCUGGUCAAAGGGCCUAAAGGCUUUGGGUUUGCCAUUGCAGACAGUCCCACAGGCCAGAAGGUGAAGAUGAUUUUGGACAGCCAGUGGUGUCAAGGCCUACAGAAAGGGGAUGUCAUCAAGGAGAUUUGCCAUCAGAAUGUGCAGAGCUUGACUCACUUGCAGGUGGUGGAGGUGCUCAAGCAGUUUCCAGUAGGAGCAGAGGUGCCCCUGCUUAUCUUAAGAGGAGGUCCACCCUCACCUACUAAAGUUGCCAAAGGAAAGGGCAAGCAGGACAGUUCAGGGAGUUUGGAAGCUGUCUGCGAUACCAUUCCGCAGCCGAUGCCCUUCCCGCCCUCUGCUGUGCGACCAGGCUCUCCUAAACUGGACCCUUCCGAAGUCUACCUGAAGUCUAAGACAAUUUAUGAGGACAAACCUCCAAACACAAGAGAUUUAGAUGUUUUCCUGAGAAAACAAGAGUCAGGCUUUGGUUUCCGGGUGCUUGGAGGGGACGGACCGGAUCAGCCUAUCUAUAUUGGAGCCAUAAUCCCAUUGGGAGCAGCGGAAAAGGACGGGAGGCUGCGUGCAGCGGAUGAGCUGAUGUGCAUCGAUGGAGUCCCUGUGAAAGGGAAGUCACACAAGCAAGUUCUGGAUUUAAUGACCAGCGCCGCACGGAACGGGCAGGUGCUGCUCACAGUCCGGAGGAAGAUCUUCUUCGGUGGGGAAAAGCAGGCAGAGGAGGAGGAGCCACAGCCUGUCCUGACACAGAACAGCUCUCCCCAGCUGAACCGUGUUGACUUGGCCAACCAGCCGUGCCCGGAGGUCUACGAUGUCCGUCUGCAGCGGAAGGAGAACGAAGGAUUUGGCUUCGUCAUUCUCACCUCCAAGAACAAACCUCCUCCUGGGGUGAUUCCUCACAAGAUCGGGCGGGUUAUCGAGGGAAGCCCGGCUGACCAGUGUGGGAAGCUGAAGGUGGGCGAUAGAAUCUCAGCGGUAAACAACCAGUCCAUCGUGGAGCUCUCCCAUGACAGCAUUGUGCAGCUCAUCAAGGAUGCAGGCAACGUGGUGACCCUCACGGUGGUGGCUGAGGAAGAGCAACGUGGUCCUCCAUCAGGAACAAACUCAGCCAGGCAGAGUCCGGCCCCACAGCACCGACCGCUGGGAUUGGCACUGAUCAACCCAGACAGGGGAGCUACAGAAGGGGAAGCUGGAAAAGAAGUUUCUAGUAGCUACCGUCUGUCCUGGCCUGAGCACAAGCACAUGGCACAGUUGGAUGCUGCUUCAGGUGUUGGCAGCCGUCAUUCCCAGAAUCCCGGCUGUUUCCCAGUGGAGUUGGAAAGGGGCCCUCGAGGGUUUGGAUUCAGCCUCCGGGGAGGAAAAGAAUACAACAUGGGCUUAUUCAUCCUCCGUCUGGCUGAGGAUGGUCCGGCAGUCAAGGAUGGGAGAGUCCAUGUUGGUGACCAAAUAGUGGAAAUUAAUGGAGAACCUACCCAAGGAAUCACUCACACACGAGCCAUUGAGCUGAUUCAGGCUGGAGGAAAUAAAGUUUUGCUGCUGCUGAGACCAGGGACUGGAUUGAUACCAGAUCACAGUUUGGCUCCUUCCAGUCUGUGUCCCUACGUGAAACCUGAGCAACAUUAAGGGCUUUCAGUGCUUUUCUUGGUUUUUCCUUAAAGACUUGGUGAUUGGGAUGGCUACAACCCUGCUUCAUCAAAUGUAAUAUAUGAAGAACAGUCACCAUUAUUAUCUUCAUCUUCCCAUGCUGCUUCCCCAUCUGAAAUGUGUUAUUUAGCAGUAUCAGGAGAAGCUUUAACCAGAGUUCAGCUGUCUGAGAAACUGGAACAAGCAGAGAACACUGUGCCUGACAAGAUAAGCACUUUAACUGAAAACCAGUAUGAGAGGAAGCCUCAGUCCUCUCCCCAGAGAACAAAGAGCAGAUGGGAAUGUCCCUCGAGUCCUGGGUUUGGGAUCACUAAA
This is a messenger RNA of Pseudopodoces humilis (Tibetan ground-tit), 3693 nucleotides long. It is a transcript of the gene MAGI3, whose product is annotated as membrane associated guanylate kinase, WW and PDZ domain containing 3. Gene Ontology annotation, cellular component: cytoplasm; cell-cell junction. Lineage: Eukaryota; Metazoa; Chordata; Aves; Passeriformes; Paridae. The record is from RefSeq and is a predicted model, not a curated record. Gene Ontology annotation, molecular function: protein binding. Gene Ontology annotation, biological process: signal transduction.